Messenger RNA from Jaminaea rosea, 1280 nucleotides. Its product is annotated as S-adenosyl-L-methionine-dependent methyltransferase. The record is from RefSeq and is a predicted model, not a curated record. The transcript is spliced from 2 exons. Bases 206 to 1189 code for a protein of 327 amino acids. Gene Ontology annotation, molecular function: rRNA (guanine) methyltransferase activity. Gene Ontology annotation, biological process: rRNA (guanine-N7)-methylation. Lineage: Eukaryota; Fungi; Basidiomycota; Exobasidiomycetes; Microstromatales. Gene Ontology annotation, cellular component: nucleolus.
CGCCUGCCCGCCUGCACACACCACAGGCCGCCGCCACACGCCAAGUUCUUGCGGCCGAAGUCAGGCCAAGCAGCCUCGGCCUGGCCUUCCUGAAAGUCGCAUUUGAAUUUUGGCAACGACCAACGAUCAAGGAAGCAGCUCUGUCCGUUCUCCCCUCCAUCAUCAAACACCUCACGACCACAUUGAGCAUUGAUCGGCGCCCAGCAUGAGCAGGCCAGAGCAUCUCGCACCGCCCGAGAUCUUCUAUGGAGACGAUGAGGCGGGCAAAUACACUGCCAACUCGCGUAUCCAGAACAUCCAGGCCAGCAUGACACAUCGAGCCAUCGAGCUUCUCAAUCUGCCCGCUUGGAAGGCAGAGUCUGGGGCCCUUCUCUUGGACAUCGGCUGCGGGUCAGGCCUCUCGGGCGAGAUCCUCACAGAGUACGGCCACGAGUGGGUUGGCUUCGACAUCAGCCCCUCAAUGCUCGAGGUGGCCCUGGACAGGGACGUCGAGGGGGACGUGAUGCUCGCAGAUGGCGGCCAGGGUGUCCCUUACCGAGCAGGCACAUUCGACGGCGCUAUCAGUAUUUCCGUCCUUCAAUGGCUGUGUAACGCCGACUCGACCUCGCACUCCCCUACUGCUCGACUCCUGCAAUUCUUCACGACGCUCCACGCCGCCCUCUCCCGUGGGGCGCGAGCCGUCUUCCAGUUCUACCCGCAGGAUGACGAUCAAGUACGCAUGAUCAUGAAUGCUGCUACGCGCGCUGGGUUUGGUGGUGGACUGGUGGUCGACUAUCCAAACUCGAAGAAGGCAAAGAAAUUCUUCCUCGUCCUGUGGAGCGGUGGAGCGAUGACCCGACCAAAGGGGAUGGAGGAGUAUGGGCAGGACGUGGCCAUGAAUGAGGACCAAGCGCUGCCGCAGGGCUUGAGGGCGGAACAUGAGCAGGACCUCGAUGAGGACGGCGCUGGCCCUUCCCGUGCAGGCCCAGCUCAAGCCAAAUUCCAGUCGAAGCGAGAGCGAGGUGGCCGAUUUGACAAGAAGGGUGGUGGCAAGUCGAAGAAGCAACGCGCCAAAGAAGACAAGUUUGGGAUGGAAAAGGGCAGCAAGGAAUGGAUCAUGAGGAAGAAGGAGCUCUAUAAGAAGAGGGGGAAGAAGGACGUCCCUGAAAACUCGAAGUACACGGGGAGGAAGAGGAGGCCGCAAUUCUAGGGAAGAAUGUGGCGUCGCAAAGUGCAAAUUGUAUUAUACCCAAGCCAAGAAGCAACGACGAGAGUGUCGCGUGAGCUACUGUGGUGGCAUU